This is a messenger RNA of Cololabis saira (Pacific saury), 3612 nucleotides long. It is a transcript of the gene tubgcp5, whose product is annotated as tubulin gamma complex component 5. Gene Ontology annotation, molecular function: microtubule minus-end binding; gamma-tubulin binding. The coding region runs from base 174 to 3212 and encodes 1012 amino acids. The record is from RefSeq and is a predicted model, not a curated record. Gene Ontology annotation, cellular component: equatorial microtubule organizing center; spindle pole; centrosome. NCBI's taxonomy places the organism in Eukaryota, Metazoa, Chordata, Actinopteri, Beloniformes, Belonidae. The transcript has 23 exons. Gene Ontology annotation, biological process: mitotic cell cycle; microtubule nucleation; cytoplasmic microtubule organization.
UGUUGAACGCAAACGUCGCGCUGCACGCCGGGAAUCACUGGGCAACAGAAACCAUCCCUACUUUGUAAUACAUGGCUUUCUUUGUAAAAUAAAACAAGCCACAAACAAUAAAAGUAUCUUGUUUUGUCGGCCUUUCCGCUGGCUGAAUCAGCAGCCCAGGACUGAGGUGCAGCAUGGCUCACUGGACCGCCUUCGAGAAGGAGACGGAGAGAGAAACCAAGAAGCUGAUCAGAUGCAUCAGCGGGAUCGAUGAUGAAGAGGAGCAGAAUUUCCAGCUCGGGAUGAAAUUUGCGUCGUCAAAUUUCAAGUUUCACCGUUACCUGGAUGUUGACAGUCAUAAGGUUCAACGCAGUAUAAGUGGAAUUUAUGAAAAGCUGAUGGUCCACUCGGACCUUAGUAAAGCAGGAAGCUGGAUGAGACUGACAGAAGAGUUCCUGAACUCACCACUACCUAACACAGAGGGAGUAAAGACAGAUGUACACUACAGCAUGCUGUCUCUGCUGCUUUUGUUAUCGGGAUCCCCCUCAAAUACAAACUUUGUUGAGAGACCCCGGCUGAAGGAGGCUGAACCGGAGGACAACUUUGACUGGGCUAAAUAUUUGUUGGAGGAUGAGGACAUAGACAAUGAACCAUAUCCCGACACCCCUGAGUGGUCUGAGGAUGAGAGUCAGGAUGACGACAGUCAGCAGCCGAUGAGCAGAGAGGACUCUGGGAUCCAGUUGGACAGAACGCCUCAGGAGGAUCAGGACAACACCAACAAGACAGUUCCACUCACAUGGACAGUGGGUGAACCAGAUGCGCGGACGUGGCUUGAACAGCAUGUGGUGACGCCAUACUGGGUGGCUCAUGCUCCUCGCUUUCCUCACAGCUUGCAUUUACACUCCAACUUGCUCAAUAUUUGGGAUCAGCACUUGUAUAACACUGAUCCGCUGUAUCUGCCAGAAGAAAAGGCCUUUGUCACAGAGACCCAAGUAAUACGGGAGACAUUGUGGCUCCUCUCUGGUGUUAAGAAGCACUUCAUAUUCCAGCAUCAUGAUGGGAAGCUGUCGGUUAGAAAUAAUGUGGUGAUAACUCAUCUUACCGGUAACUGCCUUCACUCUGUGCUGGAGCAUAUCGCCGUCUACGGCCAAGCAGUGUUCAGGCUUCAGAAGUUCAUCGAUGAGGUGACGGGCUACAGCUCGGAGCCGUGUCCGCCGGGCUGCGGUUCUUCCUACAGCGCCAGGAAGGGCUCGGAGCCUCCUUUCAGGACCUACCAGGCGUUUGUGUGGGCGCUCAACAAGUACUUUACCAGCUUCAAGGAGGAGCUGACCACGAUUGAGAGGGAACUCAUAUGCAAUGAUGAGACGCUGACCCUUUCUGGAGUUCUGGAGCGACUGAGCCCUCACUUGGCUCAGAUCAAAGUACUGCAUAAAGUUUUCUGCACGGGGGUCGCUGAAGUCCCGCCUGCCACCCCGAAUGUCGUGCGCGCCUCUCACUUGCUCAACACUCUCUACAAGGCAAUCAUCGAGUACGACAGUGUCGGCGAAGCCUCAGAACAAGCAGUGGCGCUGCUGUUUUCUCUGUGGACAGAGACGGUCAGACCUUACUUGGAGAUUGUGGAUGAAUGGAUUGUUCAUGGCCACUUGUUUGACCCCGCCAAAGAGUUCAUCAUUCAGAGAAACAAGGAUGUUCCAGUAAACCACAGGGACUUCUGGUACGCCACCUACACAUUGUACAGUGUUUCAGAAACGGUUGAAAAUGAGGACAAGCUGAAUGACGCAGCCAGCGGAAGCUCUGGAGGGGAUCAGGGCGCCAGCAACAGGCAGCUGACCAUGGUGUCCUUCCUUAAACCCGUCCUCAAGCAGAUCAUCAUGGCUGGGAAGUCCAUGCAGUUGCUGAAAAAUCUGCACUGUAAAGAGACUGAGGAGUCGGAGGAAUCCUCCAGAGAUGCAGAGAGAAAGAGCUUAUACACCUUGUUUCUGGAGUCGGUGCAGUCACGCCUCUGCAGCCAAGAGGGGUCCCCGGUGGACGCAGUGACGGAACAGCAGGCCACUAAGAGGAGUCUGGUGAAGAUGCAGUCCAUCAUGGCGCAGCACCUGGAGAUGGACGAUGUCCAUGAUCCGCUGCUGGCCAUCAACUUUGCCAGGCUGUAUUUGGAGCAGAGCGACUUCCACGAGCGUUUCUCUGGAGGAGACUUCAUCGUGGACCGCUCAUCUCAGUCAGUCACCUGCCAGACGUUUGAGCUCACGCUGCGUUCCUGCCUCUAUCCUCACAUCAAGAGGAGGUACAUCGAGUGCUGCGGGAACCUGAUGAAGACCCUGAAAAAAGACUACAAGCUGUUGGAGUACCUGCAAGCGAUGAGGAACUACUUCCUGCUGGAAGCUGGAGACACCAUGUACGACUUUUACACAGCCAUUUUUGACAAGGUGCAGGAGAAGGAGAGCUGGCAGCAGCCCUCCUUUCUUAACGUGCAGCUGCAGGAGGCAGUUGGACAGCGCUGCCCAGAGGACAGUAGCAGGUUGUCAGUGUUUCUGGAGACCAUUGACCCUUCGAGGAAAAAGCAACCUGUGAACAAUUUAGAGGUCCUUACCCUGAGUUACAAGGUUCCCUGGCCUGUCGACAUUGUGAUCAGCUCUGAAUGUCAGAAGAUUUACAACCAAGUGUUUCUUCUCCUGCUGCAGAUCAAAUGGGCCAAAUACAGUUUGGACACACUUCGGUUUAGCGAUUUUACUGACGUCACGAAGAAACUAGAAGAGGUUCCAACGGAUGAAGUCAAGGUGAAAGAGUCAAUAAACCAGCAGAUUCACAGGAUGUGUCUGCUGCGAGUGAAACUGAUGCACUUCGUCAACAGUCUUCACAACUACAUCAUGACCAGGAUUCUGCACAGUACUGGACUGGAGUUUCAGCACCAGGUCCAGGAAGCAAAGGAUUUGGACCAGCUGAUUAAAAUCCAUUACAGAUAUUUGGCGACUAUCCAUGACCGAUGCCUUUUGAGAGAGAAGGUCAGUUUCGUGAAGGAGGCGAUAAUGAAGGUUCUCAACCUGGUCCUCAUCUUCUCAGACCGAUGGCAGGCCGGAGCUUGGAAGAUUGAGUCUAUUGAUAAAAUGGAGUCAGAUUUCAAAAACUGUCACAUGUUCUUGGUGACUAUACUCAAUAAGGCAGUGUGUCGAGGCUCAUUUCCUCACCUGGAGUCUCUGGCCCUCUCCCUGAUGGCAGGAUUUGAGCAGUGCUGAAUGUCCAUUCGUGCUUCCUCUUUAUCCACUUUGGAAAUGGCAUCAUUGUCUUAUCCUCCGUCUCGUCUCUUCUUGGACUGCUUUCAUUACCCCAGACGUUGCGUAACUUAUGAGGUCAGCGUCUCCUGCGACUCUUGGACUUGGAGAGGCCAUUGUCAAACAUGCUCCUCAUAAAUAUAAAUCAGCUUCUGUAUUUAAGAAAAUGUUUUUGUAAUUUUUAUAAAUAUAUACAGUCUUUCCUAUAUGUAUAUAUACUGUAUAUUAUGCGUAUGAAUAUAAAGCACAAUAAAAUUGCACAGUUACAGAGAUUAAACAAUCAUCAUUCUGUGUACCUGCGUAUUGCACAAUGAUAAAUGUUAAAUCAGGCUAUUGAUGAAAUCAACUUAUAUUGACUAGUUAG